AUGUCGUUAAAUUCUACUGAGAAGGAGAGGAACGGUAAAAGAAUCAAGGUCAAGGAUUCAGAAUGGAGUGUCCCCGCUUCAAUUGUAUCUAAGCGGACCGUUAAUCCUAUUCGCGAAGUGGCCUUUAACAUGAAAGUCACGCCAAAUCCCGAUAAGGAGCAAAUUUCGUUAGCCUUGGGUGACCCCACUCACUACGGAAAUUUUAAAGUCCCAGAAAACUGCAUCGAUGCAGUCAUAAAGCAGUUGAAAUCCUACAAGGCGAAUGG
Messenger RNA from Acaulospora colombiana, 266 nucleotides. NCBI's taxonomy places the organism in Eukaryota, Fungi, Glomeromycota, Glomeromycetes, Diversisporales, Acaulosporaceae. The record is from the annotation of a GenBank genome assembly.